This is a messenger RNA of Fusarium fujikuroi IMI 58289, 2007 nucleotides long. RefSeq names its product related to tol protein. Bases 1 to 2007 code for a protein of 668 amino acids. The transcript has a single exon. The record is from RefSeq and is a predicted model, not a curated record. Lineage: Eukaryota; Fungi; Ascomycota; Sordariomycetes; Hypocreales; Nectriaceae.
AUGUCCAUCUUUCAGACCAACGCGAAGAAAGGGCUUCACCACAAGAAUUAUGAAAGUAUUGCCACCUCCGCAAAAAAUGGGUGCAGAAUCUGUCACUACUUGCGCAGCAAGCUCCCGUCUGAGGAUUUAAAGGCUAUAGAAUAUGAGGCCAAGUGGGGAAACGCAUGGGAAUUUCAUUGGGAAAUUGAAUUCUACGAGGUUGGCACCGGACCAUCAGUCGACGAUCACAAAGCCCGAGUCUUCUCAGACUGGGGCGUGUUCGUUGAUGUGUCUUCCUCAUCAAAACCUCCAACUGGUUAUGACCAGUUCCUCGACGUUGUUGCUGCUGAUCGAAGCUCUGAACCGACGCGAGUCCGAACGGAAUUUCCUCCGCUGCGAGAUAUCCCCGAUAAUACCGGCCAUCAGGAUGUCGCACGGCUAGCUAAGAGAUGGCUUCAGACCUGUAGAGACCGUCACGAGUGCGGAUCUGCUACGGAAGACAGCUGGUAUCCCAAACGACUUAUUCAUGUUGGCGAUGAACAAGAGUCCCCAAGACUGAUCAUUUCGGAGAAUGAGAGACCAGAAGGCUGUUAUGCGGCUUUGAGUCAUUGCUGGGGAGAAGACCCAAAGUUCUUGAUGUUAAUAUCGGACAACUUGUUCGAUUUUUGCAGUGAAAUCCAAUUAAAGAACCUCCCAGCCAGCUUCAGAGAUGCAAUUAAGACCUGUCGUCGAAUUGGCAUUCCCUACAUCUGGAUCGACUCGCUUUGUAUCCUGCAGUCUGGCCUCGGUUCUCACGAAGAUUGGCUCUCACAUUCAGAGGACAUGCAUCUAGUUUACCACAACUGCGCCUUGAACAUUUCCAUUGAUGUUUCUGGGAACCCCCAUGGAGGUGCUUUCAGGGCGAGGGAUCCGACGUAUCUGCAAGACUGCUAUGUAUGGAGUCCGUUUUACACACCGCCCAAAGGUUCAAGCGAAAGUGAACACAACAUAGGUGAUGGCUCAGAAAGCUCAGAUAUUUGGAAUAUCUGCUCCAUAUUCACCGCUGACGACUUCUCUUGGGCAAGAGUAGAUCUCCCUCUUAGUAGCAGGGCAUGGGUAUUCCAAGAGAGGCUGCUUUCGCCGAGAACCUUACAUUUUGGUUCUGACCGCAUUUCCUGGGAGUGUGAUAGAUGCCGCAACCUCACUGAAUAUCUUCCAGAAGGCGUGAACGACGAUAGAUGGUACGGCUUCGAUUGCUUGGCCCAAAACGCAUUCAGUGUUCGUAAAAAGGGAGAUAUUUUCACAUACUACUACGAUCUGGUGUUCCCAUACAUGAACCGCCAACUUAGUCAUCCGGAUGACGACAAACUUGUUGCCUUCGCCGCCGUCGCCCGACGUUGUAUCUCAUGGUUCGGCAGCGAAUAUUACGCUGGAAUCUUUCGUAGCACCAUGCCACAAGGUCUCCUUUGGGAGAUGUCUCCCAUUGGGAGACUAGGACGGUCGGAGGUUUAUCGUGCACCGUCUUGGAGUUGGGCCAGCUUGGAUUGCCGUGUCAGAUAUGAUAUUCUGGACGGCGAAGGAACUGUUCUGGCAGAUGUAGUCGAUGUUACAGUGGAAUUGGUUGACCCGAACAACCAAUUCGGUCAAGUAAAGUCUGCUUCUUUAACACUGACUGGACCUCUGGUAGCGUCUGAUGAACUCAUCCUCAAGGACGCCAACGAUGAAGAAUUCGUGGCUGAGGGUAGACGUGGUCGUAAAGGCUAUCAAGACAUAAAAACGGUGCUAGGACACACUUUUGGCAUCAGUUCUGAUACUGUGGAAUUUUGGGAGGACGGUGAAAGGAAGGCUUGGCUGAUAUCCCAAAAGAACAUGUAUCUCCUUGCAAUUUUGGAGACAUCGAACGAACCUCAAACGUAUGGUCUUCUCGUGCAGAAGAACGAUGAUGGUACUUUCACAAGAGCUGGAUACUGGGAAGCUGGGCCGGGGUUUGUAGCAAAGCAUGCAGACCUGACAUGUCGAUUUAUAUCAGAAACAAUCACAAUAGUUUGA